UCGCGCCCGCUCUCGCCAUCUUCGCCGCUUCCUUUCUGGGACCGCCGCCGCCGCCAUGAACAUUUUCCGGCUGACCGGGGACCUGUCCCACCUGGCGGCCAUCGUCAUCCUGCUGCUGAAAAUCUGGAAGACGCGCUCCUGCGCCGGUAUUUCUGGGAAAAGCCAGCUUCUGUUUGCACUGGUCUUCACAACUCGUUACCUGGAUCUUUUUACUUCAUUUAUUUCAUUAUAUAAUACGUCUAUGAAGCUCAUCUACAUCGCCUGCUCCUAUGCCACAGUGUACUUGAUCUACAUGAAAUUCAAGGCGACCUACGAUGGAAAUCAUGAUACUUUCCGAGUGGAGUUUCUGGUGGUCCCUGUGGGCGGCCUCUCAUUUCUAGUCAAUCAUGACUUCUCUCCUCUGGAGAUCUUGUGGACCUUCUCCAUCUACCUGGAGUCAGUGGCCAUCCUGCCGCAGCUCUUCAUGAUCAGCAAGACCGGGGAGGCGGAGACCAUCACCACCCACUACCUGUUCUUCCUGGGCCUCUACCGAGCCCUGUACCUCGUCAACUGGAUCUGGCGCUUCUACUUCGAGGGCUUCUUCGACCUCAUCGCCGUGGUGGCCGGCGUCGUCCAGACCAUCCUGUACUGCGACUUCUUCUACCUGUACAUCACGAAAGUUCUCAAGGGAAAGAAGCUCAGUCUGCCCGCGUAAGUGCCAAAGACCACCAGCAGCAUCUGUCCUCAGGGUGCUCGGACAGAAUUCUUACCACAGCAAAGGCUCAAGAUGCUUGAUGCGGAAAAUUGGAAACUCAGCUCUUCUGUUGCGGAUAGUCAUCAGUGGCUCUGUAAGAACCCAGAGGGAAAGAACCAGAAGGUUUCUGUUUAAUGCAUCUUGCCUUACCUUUUUUUAUUACUAUGUACAAAGAUUUUUUUACACAAAGAAACUUAAUGCUGUAUUAAUAAAGUCAGUGUGUAGCUUCAAUUGGGGGUAGUUCCAAAAGUGAAGAUUUUGUGAGGAAUAAGUGCAAACUGUUUUGGGUUUUUUUUAAUUCUUUGAAAUUGUUGAUUCUUUGUGUCUGCAAUGAAAUCGUACUCCUUGACAGUCAAUAGAUAAUAUAUUCCUCCAUCUAUCAAACUUGCAUUCCACUAUAUUUAUUUGUCUUUUUUUUUGCCAAAAGAUGAGGUAUCUUUGUCUGAAAUCUGAGACACUAUGUGCAGGUUGGUACAUCUGUUCAAAUUGCUUCCCAGUGCUAUGGAACUCCUUCCCUAGACGUCAAACACUACAUAAGACUGGUAGGGAUGACUUGCAGGCCUGAAGGUUUUCUUUACGAAAAUUUGAAGAUUCUGAAUGUAGAUGGAGUCUCGUUUAAGAGUCACCAAAGGUGCCUGCCCUCCUCCCCUACUAAGAAGUGUCGAUUUGAGACUGUUCCGAGGGUGUCGAAAAGCUUGCUGUGGGGUCGAGGGGGCUCUGGGCUGCUUGCCGUCUUGAGUGUGAUGUGCAAGAAACAUUAGUUUGGACUUAGGGCUCCUCUGAGGAAUGGAACACAAGUGGUUACCUAUCACUUUAAUUUACAAUUCCAGAAGAUUACUACAACCAUGUCUGUUCUCAGAUUGAAGUGGUUUUUCGUAUCCCUUUUGGAUAGCAGAAUGAUUGACUCUUUUUUUUUUUUAAUUGGCAGCACCAAUUGCCAUUCCUCUCACUCUUUUUGUUUUGUUUUUACUGAACUCUUGCAUGAUUCAUCUUCUGUUACCCUCCUAAAUAAACAUUUUAUUAAACCUAGAAUAAAUUGUCUUUUUUUCUGGAUUAGGGUUUUGGAACAUCCUAUGUCAGGAUGGGUUUUAUUCUUUGUUUUUCAGUUGGCAACAGAAGCUCUAUAUAGGGCCACAAACAUUUGUUCUUCCCUUAAUCUAAAACCUCUUUUUUUUUUUUAAUUGCCGUUUUUCCCCUGAUUUUGCCAUUGUAUUGAUUUGCUGCAUUUUUUCCUUGACUUAUGCAAAAACAUACAAUUUUGGAUUUUUUGUGAUGCAUCAUAAACGUUGAAGUAUUGAAUACUAACAGGGCUUACAACAAAAGGGACGUCGCAGUCUUGUUUAUGGCAUUAAAUUACCUUGCGAAGGAAGGGAACUGGAUGGAUUUCACUUUUAUCUAGUGUGUCUCCAGACAUCUUUCUAAACAGGCAGUGUAGCUGCAGUUUAACCUCCUGUCCUUAUCGCUCUCACCCCGCCCCCCCCCCCCUCAUGUCUUUGCUUUUGUAUAUCAGAGUAUCUUUCUUUCAGGCAUUCUAGUUUAGUUUCUGUUUUCAUCCUUUUUGGAAGAUUCUAAUGGCGAGGAAGGGUGGGAAAUCCCGGCCUACGUGGAGCAGACCCCAGCGUUCCCAAACUGGUGGCCGGGGGAGUCUGUUUUUGUGCAUGUAAAUCGAACACGAGCUGGGCUCCUUCUUCGGCGAGCAUAGAGCAUAGAGCAAGGAUCUGGGACUUGCGGAAGCAUGGAGUGUCAACGCCUCUGCCAGCCAUCUGCCCCAGGAAAAGUAAAGCGGGCUGAGAUGCCGCCACCAUCCUGUGGUCCGCCAGGGUGACAUCUCCACAAGUUCUUGGGGGGCGUGGGACCUGGGCAGCGGCCUGGCGCACGUGGGAACAAAGGCAUUGUCUGACGCACCCCACGAAGCACUGUUUCUGAAUUACUCUCACUUCCUGAAUAAAGGUUAUCAGGUAAUUCAUACUUUU
This is a messenger RNA of Capra hircus (goat), 2706 nucleotides long. It is a transcript of the gene KDELR2, whose product is annotated as KDEL endoplasmic reticulum protein retention receptor 2. Gene Ontology annotation, biological process: endoplasmic reticulum to Golgi vesicle-mediated transport; protein retention in ER lumen. The transcript has 6 exons. The coding region runs from base 56 to 694 and encodes 212 amino acids. Gene Ontology annotation, molecular function: ER lumen protein retrieval receptor activity. NCBI's taxonomy places the organism in Eukaryota, Metazoa, Chordata, Mammalia, Artiodactyla, Bovidae. The record is from RefSeq and is a predicted model, not a curated record. Gene Ontology annotation, cellular component: endoplasmic reticulum; membrane; cis-Golgi network.